AUGGACCGUGCCAGGCGAGUAUCUGUUCCCCCUAAAAGGUUCAGGGAUGGGUCCCCAGGUGGUUAUAGGGCUCCUGCAAAGGUGAAAAGAGUUAGUACUGUGGAGAAUCCCCAUCCCUCACAGGAGGACAUGAUACCAUGUGGGCAGGGUUCUAGGGCCCCCUCUCUGGCUCCCCCAGGCUCUCCAUCCUUGUAUGAGGGUGGGGAGUCGAGUGGUGGUGAGACUGAGGUGGGGGAGGCAGUGAGUUUGCAGGAGGAAAGGGAGUUUGAGCAGGCCUCAAGCCCUGGGCCAGGUAGUGCAGAGCUUGAGGCCUCUUUGUUGUCCUCAAUGGCAAGCAUACAGGCUUUGCCAGCGGAGGCUGCUGCAGGGGUUAUGUCCCUGUUGCAGGCCUUGGUGGCGGAAGCCACGCAUGGGGGUUCUGCAGGCCCUGGGCCCGUCAGUGGGCCUGGGGUAGUAGUAGGCCCCGGGCCUAGUUCUGGGCCUGUUGUGCCUGGGGUUGGGCCCUCUAUUGGGGUCAGUGUGGGCUCCGGUCCUAGUUCUGGGCCUGGGAGGCCUGGGGCUGGGCUCUCAUUCGGGCCUGGUAUUCCGGUAGGCCCUGGGCCUAGCUCCGGGCCUGUGGGGCCUGGGGCUGGGCCCUCUUUUGGAUCCGGUGUGCAUGUCCCUUGUGAGUCAGGGCCUAUUAGGCCAGGGCCUAGCUCUGGAGCGGACUCCGGUGGUCAGGCAGGGGCUAGUGGGGGCUCCAGUGCAGGGCAGGGUCGGCCUAGUGCCGGUGCUUACCCGGCCCCGGUUCAGGAGCGUGGCGGCGGUUCGGUCGGGCCUUUGGGCCUGGCUGGGCAGCUGCGGCUGGGUAGGCCUCUUGCCAGUAGUAGCCCAUACGAGGUGGCUUCGGGUGGGGGCCUCCCGGUUGCUGUGCGCGUGAGUACUGCGCGUCGUAGCCCCGCCCCUUCCGGUGACGCACUUCCGGUGCGGCAGACGGAACCGGAAACCCCCUUGCGAGGCCUCGCCAGUGAUCACGGUCGCAGGGGGAAGCAGCCAGUGGGCAGGAGUGGGUCCUCGCACGGUACCCGAGCUGGUAAGUCGGGGGUACCGGGGCCGGGGACCGGACCUGCCGGAGGUGUGGGGGGCAUGUUGGCAGCUCCAAGGUACGAGGAGCCGAGGGUCCAGCAGCAAGGGCCAGUGCGGGGUGUACCCGGAGAUGUGGUGCAAGGGAGUGAGAUGCCUAUAGGUGGGGGGCCCAGCAGAACGCAUCAGCAGGGGCAAUUGAGCAGGGGGCCUGUGAGUGCUGCACAGAUGGAUGGUGAGGUGAGAUGUUAG
Molecule: messenger RNA, 1314 nt
Organism: Bombina bombina (fire-bellied toad)
Lineage: Eukaryota; Metazoa; Chordata; Amphibia; Anura; Bombinatoridae
Product: collagen alpha-1(I) chain-like
Exons: 1
Coding region: 1-1314 (437 amino acids)
Source: RefSeq, a predicted model, not a curated record